GAAUACAACUCACAACUCAGUUACAUGAGAGUACAACUCACAACUCAGUUACAAGAGGGUAUAACCCACAACUCAGUAACAUGGGAAUACAACUCACAACUCAGUUACAUGAGAGUACAACUCACAACUCAGUUACAUGAGAGUAUAACUCACAACUCAGUUACAUGA
Molecule: messenger RNA, 168 nt
Organism: Lottia gigantea (owl limpet)
Lineage: Eukaryota; Metazoa; Mollusca; Gastropoda; Lottiidae
Exons: 1
Source: RefSeq, a predicted model, not a curated record